AUGGCGGAUGCGGGGAAGAGCACUGCUUCAGUGGCAGGGGAGCCUGAACCUGGGUCCAACUCCAGCCCCAUCUGGAAAGCAGCUCUGGAGAGAUACUUCGCAGAGACUCGGAGAGGAGGCAUCAAUGAGGCUGCAAUCGAAAAUGAUCUCUGGGUCGUUCAAACGCCCGAAGAACUCCUCAGCCGGAUUGAAACCACCGUCCCGUGUGAUACUCAGUCAUCAGCAACCUGGUCCAGGGCUCUCGCCGAUCUGAAACCAGUACUGCUGGGGCUAAGUGAUUUCGCAGCUCUUAUUGCGUGGGCACUCGGCUUGGACAGCAAGUACGCCCUUCCUGUCCUUGCGGAGCUUGUGGAGAUGUUGAGCGAGCUGCAGCGCACUCUGCCUCGCAUUCAAAAGUACGAAAAGGAGCUGCCAAUGACAUCCACUCUAGAAGGCGCUUUGCUCGACAUGUAUAGCGAGAUCAUCGUCUUCUGCGCCUACGCCGUAACAUUCUUUCGCAACAAUCCCAACAUCGGGCGAAGUCCCAGUGCUUGGUCUCGGUUUAAUCAAGACUUCGCCCAAACGAAAAGAAAUCUGGAGAGGUAUUCCAGGCGGGUAGAUGAGGUUGCGGACAUGAUACGAUUGUCUCGCGAAUCAACAACGGCAGCGACAGUGGCCACUAUCCGGAACACUAAGCUGCCGGAAGAACUUCCAGCCAUCAACCUCCCAUGCCACAGCGUCCCACACGGGCUGAACUUGCGGUUCUUCGGACGAGAUGAUGCCAUAGACGUUUUGAGGGAAACUUUGAGCCCAGAGCAAGACAGGCACGAAAUGCGAGCCAUAGCAAUGCAUGGUAUCGGUGGCGUGGGCAAGACACAACUAGCCCUGCAGUAUGCCAAUAAGUCUUUGGGGAUGUAUGAAAUUAUUAUUUGGGUUCCGUCGGAAUCACAAAUCAAGUUCACACAGGCCCUCUCAGCUUUCAAAAUCAAGCUAGGACUGAUCGACGAUAAGGAGCAAAGGGACGGGAGCCAUGCCAUACAGCGGCUCAAGGAUUGGCUCAACACAUCAAACAAGGACUUCUUGAUGAUCUUUGACAAUGUCAACGACACACGAAUUCUGGACCAAAUUUGGCCUGCGACUCCACGUGCCUCGGUGAUCAUUACUACACGGUCACCCUCUGUGGCAUCACGGCGCGCAAACAAAAGCUUCCGCCUGGAAAGCUUCGGCCUUGAGUCAGGGGCAGAAGCUAUAUACGCACUUUCAGGGAAGCAACCGUCCGGGGAAGACGACAAGGCUGCGGCUUUGGAGCUCUGCCGCCUACUAGGCGGACUGCCUCUGGCGCUGGCGCAGGUUGCUUCUUUCAUCGCAGAUAGGGACUUUUCAUUCAGCGAGUCCAUGGUGCUAUUCAACCAGUCAGCGGAGAAGGUGUUCGCUCGGUCCCCCAUAUUGGAUGAAUACCAGCACACAGUCACCACAGUCUGGAACCUCUCGUUGGAACAACUAUCGCCGCAAGCUAGAAUCAUGCACAACCUGUUAGCAUUCUUCGACCCGGACCAUAUUGCCGAAAGCCUCAUAAGUAAGACAAAGACACGAUUUAAUGACCCCGCAUGGGAGUUCAUCUUGGAUGAUUUUGAGUUCAGUGAUGCCGUGGCCGAGCUUACAAGAAGCUCCCUUAUUACUAGAUUGUCUCCCUCAAAAGCUUUGUCAAUGCACCGCUUGGUGCAGCAGACUGUCUUCGCCCGUUUGUUAGCGGAUGAAAAAUUGCUUUAUCUAGAUCGUGUGAUCGAAAUACUCUCCUCAGCCUUCCCGAACACGUGGAACCGCCGUGGACCAUACCAAGGACAUGGCUACGAGACAUGGGAGACUUGUGGAGCAGUGCUUCCCCAUAUCAGUCGGUUGAUAGGUUUGGUGAGCGAUCACGGUCUUCGCCCUAGUAAUGCUGGCCUCUGGGCCGAGCUCGUCUUCCGAGCCGGCACGUAUCUUUGGGAAAAGGACCAGCCAUACCUCGCCCAAGUCUUUCUAGAGUUUGGGUUGCGCAUUGACAUUGGCGAAUCGCACCCAGUUUCAGCGCAAGCACAGCGAAUUCUGGGCCACAUAUGCCUCGACAUAGCUCAACCACAUGCUGCUCUUAGUGCAUAUAGCAAGACACUUUCACUCCGCCUGAUGACCGAAAAGGCUGAUUCUCCGCCUAUCGCAGACAUCUAUGAUUCUAUUGCAUGCAGCUAUACUGAGAUCCGCAACAUGCCAAAAGCGUUUGAGUACGUUGAACGAACGACUGCGAUUCACCUCGCGCACGAUCCAGCGCACAUGGCGCGCACAGAGGCGAUUCGGGCGAUGGCCUUUUUACGUGACAAUCGACCCUCAGAGGCACUUUGUGCGCUACACAAGUGCUGGGAACUUCAAAAUCUCUCUCAAGAGGAUGUUGAAAGUUCCCGCUAUCCUAAGCAUAGUGGCGACAUUAUGCUCCUGGCCAGAAUUCUCUGGGCACUCGGCCAGAGGUCUACCGGUCGAGAACUUGCUUCUCGAGCGGUGGACGCAAGUUCUCGACCGGUGGACAUUCGCCGGGACUCCAUGUUCCACCUUGCAUUGAUGCUGAACGAAGAGGAAGAACAAUUGCUGUCCGCUAAGCUUCUGCGCGACAUAACAAAAAUCGACUCUAGCGUUCAAGAAACCAAACCACACCAAGCUCGAGCCUUCUGGUUUCUUGCAAAGUUUGAAGAGCAAAUUGGAACUCCCCGGAAUCUGUGCGACGAGAUAAAAUCCAAUGCCAAAAGAAUCAAGGACGCGCUGAAACAGAGUGAGGCAGGGCAGGAUAAUAGCGAUAAGGCGUAUAUGAGCCUUGUAGGGUGGAUGCUAUGGUAA
Emericellopsis atlantica is the source of this 2841-nucleotide messenger RNA. RefSeq lists its product as uncharacterized. Lineage: Eukaryota; Fungi; Ascomycota; Sordariomycetes; Hypocreales; Bionectriaceae. The transcript is spliced from 5 exons. Bases 1 to 2841 code for a protein of 946 amino acids. The record is from RefSeq and is a predicted model, not a curated record. Gene Ontology annotation, molecular function: protein binding; ADP binding.